Messenger RNA from Lutra lutra (Eurasian river otter), 2887 nucleotides. It is a transcript of the gene TXNIP, whose product is annotated as thioredoxin interacting protein. NCBI's taxonomy places the organism in Eukaryota, Metazoa, Chordata, Mammalia, Carnivora, Mustelidae. Gene Ontology annotation, cellular component: cytoplasm. Gene Ontology annotation, molecular function: ubiquitin protein ligase binding. Gene Ontology annotation, biological process: protein transport. The record is from RefSeq and is a predicted model, not a curated record. The coding region runs from base 288 to 1463 and encodes 391 amino acids. The transcript is spliced from 8 exons.
UACUUGCAAGUAGCCUUUUCUCUUCUCUGACCCAGACGGGUGAACCGCCCCGCCGAGAUCCAGAGCGAUCCUCCAGCUGUUUGGAGGAUAGAAAGGAAAGCUGAUUUUUUUUUUUUUUCUGGAGCUCCCUUGGCAUAAUCUACAGCUUACGUUUUUCUGACAUCGUUUUGAAAGCUUAGUGGAGAGUUGAAGAGUGAAAUAAUUUAUUCCAGAGGGGUUUGUGGAUUUGGAAAUUUGGGAUUUUUUUCCUCCCCUGCUUAUAAUUGUUAAGGCAACCCAGCCCAAUCAUGGUGAUGUUCAAGAAGAUCAAAUCUUUUGAGGUGGUCUUUAACGACCCUGAAAAGGUGUACGGCAGUGGGGAGAAAGUGGCUGGCCGGGUGAUAGUGGAGGUGUGCGAAGUCACUCGAGUUAAAGCUGUCAGGAUCCUGGCAUGCGGAGUCGCCAAAGUCCUGUGGAUGCAGGGAUCCCAGCAGUGCAAGCAGACUUCUGAGUACCUGCGCUACGAAGACACCCUCCUCCUGGAAGACCAGCCAACAGGUGAGAAUGAGAUGGUGAUCAUGAGACCUGGAAACAAAUAUGAGUACAAGUUUGGCUUUGAGCUUCCUCAGGGGCCUUUGGGAACAUCCUUCAAAGGAAAAUAUGGGUGUGUAAACUACUGGGUGAAGGCUUUUCUUGAUCGCCCCAGCCAGCCAUCUCAAGAGACAAAGAAAAUCUUCGAAGUGAUGGAUUUAGUAGAUGUCAAUACUCCUGAUUUAAUGGCCCCUGUGUCUGCUAAAAAGGAGAAGAAAGUUUCCUGCAUGUUCAUUCCGGAUGGACAAGUGUCUGUCUCUGCCCGAAUUGACAGAAAAGGAUUCUGUGAAGGUGAUGAGAUUUCUAUUCAUGCUGACUUCGAGAAUACAUCUUCCCGAAUCGUGGUUCCCAAAGCUGCCAUAGUAGCCCGCCACACUUACCUUGCAAAUGGCCAAACCAAGGUGCUGACGCAGAAGUUGUCAUCAGUCAGAGGCAAUCAUAUCAUCUCAGGAACCUGUGCAUCAUGGCGUGGCAAGAGUCUUCGGGUGCAGAAGAUCAGGCCUUCUAUCCUGGGCUGCAACAUCCUUCGAGUUGAAUACUCCUUACUGAUCUAUGUUAGUGUCCCUGGCUCCAAGAAGGUCAUCCUUGAUCUGCCCCUGGUAAUUGGUAGCAGGUCAGGUCUGAGCAGCCGGACAUCCAGCAUGGCCAGUCGGACCAGCUCUGAAAUGAGUUGGGUAGAUCUCAACAUCCCUGAUACUCCAGAAGCUCCUCCUUGCUAUAUGGAUAUCAUUCCUGAAGAUCACCGAUUGGAGAGCCCCACCACUCCUCUGCUAGAUGACACAGAUGGUUCCCAAGACAGCCCUAUUUUUAUGUAUGCUCCCGAGUUCAAGUUCAUGCCACCACCUACUUAUACUGAGGUGGAUCCCUGCAUCCUCAACAACAAUGUGCAGUGAACAUGUGGAAGAAAAGAAGCAGCUGUACUUAACUUGUUUCUUUCACCUCUCUUCCUGGACUCUUAAUUUUUCAGAGACUCAAGAGUCUCUACAGUGGGGUAUGGGCCCACCCCAGCCUCUGAUUCCACAAUGUAGGAGGUGAUCAGGCAAUCUCCUGGGCCUUAAAUGGUGCGCACACGUCCUCAGGCAGUGAGAUGUUGUGAUAUGGGAGUGUUUGCUGGAUGGGUUUAAAAACACACUAGAAAAACUCGGGCUCAUCCCGUUUUCUCAGAUCUUAAAAACUGAGGCAUUUUAGUAGUUUUUGAAGAAGGGGCAGAAAUGGCCUCCUGACAUGGUCUUCCCCAGGUUUUUUGGAGAGGAUUAUGUAUCUUGAACUUUUGUGUUAUGUGGAGCAGAGCCAAUUUAGCAAACGAGGAAAACAAAAAGGAAAAUAUCAUGGCCAAAAGUUUGGGACAAGAAGGUUCUUAAAAUAGGUGUUGCCCUUUGUUUUUACACUUACAGAGAGAAAAAACAAAGCAUAAACCUUCCAGAGCUGAUUUGGUUUGAUAUUGGAGAGAACUUCCCAUGUGAAUUAAAGAGAAAAGGCUCUACGGUUGUCUUUGCUUAGAAUGUACUUCAAUCUGGCUUAAAGCAGUUGUAACUAUGCCCCACCAAAGGUCUUAAAAGCCAUUUUUAGAGCCUAUUGCACUGUGUUCUCCUGUUGGCAAAUGUUUUCAUGCAGGAGAAUGUGUUUUUCUUAUGUGACUCCUUGGAAUGGAUUCUGAGGUGAUAAUUCUUAGCACUUUAGUUCCUGUCAAAUUUUGGGUGUUUCUUUUUUUCCCCCUGAUCUCAAAUGUAAGCUAAAACUGGUCUACUAUGUUUCUAGGGGUAAGCACAGUGACAAAAAAUAUAUAUAUCAUGUUAUUCCUCACUUUUGAGACUUUGUCCCAGUGUACAGAAUUCUGUCAUUCUGACACUCUAAUAAUUCUGUGAGAAGGGUUGCUGCUAUCAGCCUUGGCCACUGUGACUUCUCCACACUUGAGAAGGAACUCUAGAUCGAGAUGCCCCUGAUACUGUGAUCAGAGCUUCCAGACAUUGCCAUGAGAAACAAGAGGGCAGGUCUUCACCAAAACCCCCAGAGCUCCCUUUCUGCCCAGUGUUAGGAGGCAGGGAUAUCAACAGUCCUCUCUCACUGCAGCCCCUGGCACUUGGUCAGUCACCCUUAGCCUUAGCACUUUGUUCACUGUCCUGUGUCAGAGCACUGAGCUCCAUCCUUUACUGAGAAAGUAUGUGGGCUGAAGGUGGUUUCAUUUUGUUUGUUUUUUUAACUGUUUAUCUUUUUGUAUGAUAAAAACUAUAUUUUGUACUUAACCAGAUAUAUUUUCACCCCAGUUGGGGGUAUUCUUUGUAAAAAAAAAAAUAAAAAUAAAAGUUUUUUAAUGACA